AAACUGGCAACGACGCGGGCGGGGAAGCCACAGCCGCAUAUAUAUAAAGGGCGCGCGCAGAGGACAUAUAAUAAUUAUAACAUCACAAGCCGAGCUGGUCUGCUGGACGCGAUACUUCUCUCUCCAGAAUGAAGCUGUGCGCCGUGCUCGUGGGGCUGUGCUGCCUCGCCCUCGCUCCGGCAGGGACCCAGGCCUCCAGCGUGAAGGAGCGAGUCAAGAGGGACGGGGGAGUCAUCACUGCUGCCCUCAUCAGCGCUGGCGCCACACUCGUGUCCGGCAACGGAGGCCCGUCGUCCACAUGGCAGCUGCCCUCAGGGCGAAAGAUCAUCGCCGACAACUGCUGGCAGGACGGCUCGGGGCCCUGCGCCAAUGGCAACUGCCUGGACGACGAUGGGCGAAAGGGCUUCAUCAUCAAGGAGACCACGGUGUCGUGCAAGUGGUUCUGCGCGUGGAGGGCCCACUGCAAGACCCAGAUCUGCUGCGCCUGACCAGGCUGCUGCCGUGCCCUGCUCCCUCUGGCUCUAGUCCCCGAGUCUGCUGGUCGUGACCUGCUUCUUGGGGCUGAAUUGACCUCUCGCUUUGCGCCCUCGAUCCUGUCCACGGUAGUCAAGCAAGCUGUUCUUUCAGUUUGGAAAAGACAAUCCAAGUUUCGCUUUCACAGCAUCUGGUAGAGAGAACACGACUUUUUCUGUCACCGGAAACUGCUUGAGCCUCACUGCCAAGCCAAGUCUUUAUCAAUAAAUUUGCUUUCCAU
Molecule: messenger RNA, 754 nt
Organism: Penaeus vannamei (Pacific white shrimp)
Lineage: Eukaryota; Metazoa; Arthropoda; Malacostraca; Decapoda; Penaeidae
Source: RefSeq, a predicted model, not a curated record